Messenger RNA from Drosophila ficusphila, 2717 nucleotides. RefSeq names its product USP6 N-terminal-like protein (gene RN-tre). Lineage: Eukaryota; Metazoa; Arthropoda; Insecta; Diptera; Drosophilidae. Bases 266 to 1723 code for a protein of 485 amino acids. The transcript has 7 exons. The record is from RefSeq and is a predicted model, not a curated record.
CCCUCCACACACACUAGCCACCCGAAAUGUAUCGGAAACAUGCAGCGUUAAAAUAGUGAAAAACAAAUUAGCAAAACAACUGAUCAGUGCGGAUAAUAAGAAAAUAGCAAUUCAAAAUUAAAUGUUUCGCACUAUCGCCCAGCCAGCUCAGAAGCAGCCGCUCCCCAAUUGAGAGCACGGAGAGUCCACCACCGGCCACUUGCUCAUCCGGAUUCGCUCCUGAUCCGGAUUCCUUCUCCUGCCCCGCGCCAAAUUCGGCCUCCAUAUGACGGACGGCGAGCAGCAGGAGGCGUUGGUCAAACGGGCCGAGGACGAACGCGAGGACAUCUUCCGGCGUUACGACCUGGGCCUGGACCCCAGCAAUGUGGUGGACUCCUGGGAGAAUCCCACCUUCGAAAUCUACCACAGAACCGACAAAUAUGGCUUCAUGCACGAUUCCCGCCUGCCGACGACGCGGGAUGCCCAGGAGGUGCAUCGCACCAAGAUCGAACUGGAGCGAGACAAGAAGUGGAUGAAGAUGCUUAACCAGUGGCCACCACCUCAGGAUAAACUGCAUAAGCGCGUCUACAAGGGCAUACCGGAUCGUGUGCGCAUGUUGGCCUGGAACAAGCUGCUCAAUGUCCAACAUUCGAUCGAUACCAAUGCCGGUGUCUAUCCACGAAUGCUGCAGCUUGCCAGGAAGUACUCCACAGAAACGCGUCAGAUCGAUGCGGAUGUGAAUCGCCAGUUUCGCGACAAUCUUGCCUUUCGCGAGCGCUACAGCGUCAAGCAGUGUUCGCUUUUCAACGUGCUCAACGCCUACAGCAUCUACAACUCAGAGCUGGGCUACUGUCAGGGCAUGGCCUGUGUGGCCGGCGUGCUCCUGCUCUAUUUGAACGAGGAAGAGGCCUUCUGGGCACUAAAUAGCCUUAUCACCGACCAAAAAUACGGCAUGCACGGUCUGUUUAUUGAGGGCUUCCCCAAGCUGACGCGAUUCAUAGACCAUCAUGACCGCAUCAUGUCGAAGAUAAUGCGCAAGCUACACAAACACUUUACCAAACACAACGUUGACGCCCUGCUGUACGCAAUUAAGUGGUUCUUUGUCGUCUUUGUGGAGCGAGUUCCCUUCAGUUUGAGUUUACGCGUGUGGGACAUUUUUAUGUUGGACGGAGAUCGCGUUAUUCUGUCCAUGGCCAUCACCAUUUUGUACCUUCACAAGGACGAGUUGCUGCGCCUGAAGGACAUGGACGCCAUCAUUGAGUAUUUGCAAGUGAAGCUGCACAAGAACUUUGGCUACAACGACGAUGACGCCAUUCAGGCCCUGGAACGUGUAAUGAAGAAGCUCAAGGACCUCAAGCUGGACGUGCCGCCGCCAGCAAAGUCGAAUGAGUUCCCCACCCGCAAACUGGGCGAGUUCGUGGAGGCGGACAUGGAGAAGAAGAUCGGGCGCAGACGCAACGAUUACACAGACGCCGAGAAGCAAGUCAUAACAGAUGUGAUAUCAAGACAAGAACAAAACGCGAUUGAAGUUCAAUCCACAGUGUCCUACGAGACUUCAGAGUGCGCCACAGUUACGCUUACUGUUCCCGAGGACUCGCACUCAAUACGAAGUUCGCUUGCAGGUACUUCAGUUGCCUCGCAUGGCUCGUCGGAAACAAUGUCGCUGGAGGACAAUAAUAUUCACCUGAGAACCGCCAACAUGCUGCAGAACACUCCGCAGCGGGAGAUGCUUCUGGGCACCUGACGUCAGCUGCCGCCUGCGUCCUCCUCCGCGCAGGCAGCUGCAGAACACCGCCACACGUUAACCACAGCCAACUCAACGGGAUUAGCCGUGGCAGGAGGAGCAUCGGGGGUUAGCCCCACCACUUCGCCAAGAGCCACGCCAACACCGCCGCCCGUGCCGCCGAGAUCUCCGCUAUCGCUGGGAUGACUAGCAAGGCAAAAGGAGGCGGCCAACCAGAGCGGGAUCACCUAGUUCCUGGUCCUAGCCGUCGCCUGCCAUUGCUUAGCCUUAAGUCUUCUAGCCCUGCCACCGCUGAAACCACUAGAACUAGGACUACCUUAGGAAGUCGGAUCAUUGGUCGACUUCCAGGAGUCUACACUCAUUGUACAUAUGCCGCGGGAAAACGAACUAUGCUUGCAGAGAAGCUUGGGACACGACCUGGUAGUAGAACCCGCUUGUGGGGUAGAUGCGCCAAACUAAAUUUACAACAGUUACGAGUUAAACAAUUGAUAAAAAAGCAAUCGAGAAUUAUAUACGCAAAAUGCUAAUGGAACAAUAUUUAAGCAAGAGCAAAUCGUAUCUAAUACAACUACAAAGCGGUUAGAAAUCUAUUUAAUUGCAUAUUGAAUUCAACUUAAGCAUAUAUUAUAGAAAUUGUUGUAAAUUGUACUUGUAUAUACGUACCGAAGAAAAUACAAAGCAACGUUAAAAAGUUACGUCCAUGAAAUGCAAACGAAUGUAAAGGCGAAAUGCAACCAAAAAUUAAUUGAAAGCUAUAGAUAACAGAAUCGAAUGAUUACGCUAGAAUAUAUGUAUAGUUAUACCAGCAUAGCAGUACACGACCAGAACAAACUGACAAAUGAAAUGAGUAUUUAUAUAAUUAGUUUCAUGAUAAAACUUUACACGAACAUGAAUCACUAGUUUAAGUUUCUCAGCAAACGGAAUUAUGUUUAUUUAAGUUUAAAUUAUGUUCAAGAGCGUUUCAAAAUAAAACUGUCAACUGAAGCUAAGCUAA